Manihot esculenta (cassava) is the source of this 1460-nucleotide messenger RNA. Its product is annotated as F-box protein SKIP31. NCBI's taxonomy places the organism in Eukaryota, Viridiplantae, Streptophyta, Magnoliopsida, Malpighiales, Euphorbiaceae. The coding region runs from base 240 to 1235 and encodes 331 amino acids. The record is from RefSeq and is a predicted model, not a curated record. Gene Ontology annotation, molecular function: protein binding. The transcript has 9 exons.
AACCGGUCGACCCGAAUCGACCCGAAUCGACCCGAAAUCUGUCCCGCUCGGCCGCUUCCUCUCCAACCGCUUUGUAUUCCAUUUUAAGCCCCCGAGUCCCAGCGGCCGCAAACCGGCCUCCGGGAAUUAUUGCCACCGCCGGCGGCGAGGACAUUAGAAGUCGUCUGGACUAUAAAUUGCAUAUCUUAGAGUAACGAUUUAAGCAAAAUAGAUUACAUAGGAAGAUCUGUCUUCCAAGCAUGACCAUCUCGGACGAUGAGGACGAUCUCUUGGCCCAUUUCCUCGAGUCAGAGGUUCUCUCCGAAGUAUCAGAUCAGGAAGAGGCGGAGGAGACAGAGAUUGAAGAGAAGGAGGAGGUGGAGCCUAAAGCGAAAAGAGUUCGUUCAAAUGAAAUUGAGAGGUCGAAGGAGAAGGAGAAGGAGAAGGAGAAAGAGAAAGGGAAAGGGAAAGGGAAAGAGAAGUAUAGUACCAAGCCAAGGAGGAUAGAAAGUGGGAUUUUGAGCAAAAUCCCCCCUGAACUCUUCCCCCAUAUCCUCAAAUUUCUUUCUUCUGAGGAUCUUAUGGCGUGCUCUCUGACAUGUAAAUUUCUCAAUUAUGCAGCAUCUGAUGAGUCCUUGUGGCGUCGCCUGUACUGUAUGCGAUGGGGUCUACUGCCCCCUUUCAAGAAGUUAUGUGAUUGUGUUUGGAAGAACCUCUAUAUACAGCGUGACGAAGAGGACAUGGUUAGGCUUGUUAGGAACUGCCCUCCUGAGUUUAAAGAGUACUACAUGCAAAUGCAUGCAGCAAAGAGAAGUCAAGCUCCUCUUCCAUCUCAGGUGAAAGAUGAUCAGAUAAUUCUUGAUAAGACGCUUGCUGAUCAGGUGUCUAUAUGGAAGAAAAGCAAAGGCCUGACUGAUAACGUGGUCACUGACCAUGCUUGUUCUGGAGAUAAGUGUUCUUACCACCAAAUUGGGGAUGUUUUUGUCUGUGAGAAGACUGGAAAUGUUCAUGUGUGCGAUGAAACAUGCAGAGAAGUUGUUAUAAACCCUGUAAAUGAGCUUUUGGUGUGCACAAUUUCUGGGCUUUGUUUUGAUAGACUUCUGUCACCGUAUGAAAUGGAACCAUACCCGGCGGAGGGCGCAGCAACAGAGGAAGCAGAGCCUUUUAUGGGAUCUGGUCGUUUUGCACGAGCUUACUCGUUGGGAUAUAAUUGCGAUGAUGAGAAGGAGCUAGAAGCUUGUUUGAGGUUUUGCUGAUCCAAAUCUUGCCCUGCAUAAUUUGGAUGCAUAGAAUAUCAAAGAUGUCGUAACUUUGCCAUAUAUAGUAAUUCUAAGUUGAUUAAGUUUACAAUUGCACUGUUUGUACGAACUGAGCAGCAGUUGGGCACUCUUUUUUACUGUAGUUAUGUAAAUUAUAGGGUAGUUUGCAUGCCCAAUAAACUUCGAGCUGAGUGAAAUACGAGGCAUUUUGAUUUGCGGUUA